Klebsormidium nitens is the source of this 1161-nucleotide messenger RNA. Lineage: Eukaryota; Viridiplantae; Streptophyta; Klebsormidiophyceae; Klebsormidiales; Klebsormidiaceae. The record is from the annotation of a GenBank genome assembly.
AUGCUUCGAUUUUCCGCCCCAAUGGCAGAAAUGGGCGACGGUCUGGGGGACGCCACCGCCAUUCUCGCUCUCAGGAUCGACACCGACGACAGGCUCCGAAACACGUCGCGCUGCCUGAGGUAUCUGCUGUCGAAUUUUGGCGAUAUCCGUGUGAUCAUCCUGGAGGACGGCGCGAAACCUCGAGUGGGUGAGAUUUUGACGGAGAGAGACGUGGCGCCGCACAAGGAGAGGGUUAGUUACUCCUUCGUCGAAGAGCAUUCGAAGAUCUUUCACCGGACCAAGCGUCUCAACCAGUGCCUCAAGAAGGUCGAGACACCGAUCGCGAUCAUUCACGACGUCGACGUGAUUCUGCCCGUCGCCAGCAUGCUCGAGGCGCGACGGAUGAUCGCCGAAGAUGGCUAUGGUGCGGUGACGCCGUUCAGCAACCCUCCCGGAUGCACGGACGUUCCUCAGAAAGACGCGGACGCGCUUGCGACGGACUCGACGUCCCACGAGCGACUGGUCAAGGUUUGUCGGAACCAUGUUGCGGGGAACGGUUUCAGCCUCUUCGUAGCCACGAGGGCGUACGCCGACCGCGGAGGGGAGAACGAGGAUUUUGUGUCUUACGGCCCCGAAGACGAUGCGCGCCUCUACAGCCACACCAGGCUCGGCCUGAAGUAUGGGAGGGUAAAGGGAAGGGUGUUCCAUAUGGAGCACCAAAGGGGCAUGAACAGCUCUCCAUCGAACCCCAUGUUCUCCCACAAUACCGAGCGGGCGCCACCCCUCUCAGAACUCUUGUGUGCCGCGGCCGAAUGCGUACGUACCGACAAUUUGGUGGAUGUCGUUUCGGGGAGGAACACGCCUUUGACGCUGCACAAGGCGCAGUUCGCGAACACUGCAGCAUACGCGGACCUCGUGGAAGUGUUGAAACGCCUGUUUGAAGCUUCGAGCGAAGAGGCGGCGCUUCAUCCGGAGGGCUGGUGUCCUAGAUGUGGGCUGACAUUGGAGGCAUUCCAGAGGAUGCUGAGCUGUAGGAAUAUGACUGUCGUGAUUUAUAGGGACGGGUCCGAGAAGACUAGCACGAGCAGCGUGACGUGCGAUUUCGAAAAGGAUUCGUGUAGCGUGGACGUCGAGGCUGAUGAUGAUGGGACGGCGAGGAUCAAAAAGCUAUGCGCGUGCUAA